AUGGCUCAGGUAGCUAAUAUUGUUGAAUUGGUAAAUGCUCUUAAAAGUAGCUCACAAGGAACUUUAGAAAAAAAUUUUGAAGCGAUGGAUAUCGCCAGGCAAGUUCUGAUGUCAAUAUUAAAAGCGGCAAAUAAGCAAGAAACACUGGCCUGGGUUCCAAUUGCGGUGUCUUUAAGAGAAAGUGGAUAUAUGGACGCUUUUAAUUUAAUAUCGAAUGCAUUGCAAGCAUCAAUUAAAAAAUUUCUUUAUGCUGAAGCAUCCGGUCUUGAAAUCACGGCUCUCUCAAACGCACUUAAAGAUAUUUGCCAGCUAAACUCAAUUGAUCCCCUUAGCUCCUUAACAAAUAUAAUUGGAUCGCUGCUGACUAAUCGAAUUCGCCAAGAGCAAGACAGAUCAAAAGCAGGAGAAGCAGUCAGCUCUUUAUGUUCGCUUCAAUUCGAAAAAUCCAUUGCUGAAAAAGUUGAAGAGCUCAAAGUUGAAUACUCUGACUGUCUAAUGUUUCCUUGUGAAGAAUCAAAAACUCAACUUGCAUCACAAUUCAUAAGCAGCAUGAGCCAACUUUCUGACGCCGGAGGAAUUAAAUCUAGAAACCCAAAGAAUGAUUAUUGUGUAACGAUUUCCCAUAAAUACUUUGAAAAAGGAAAUGAGAGAGUUCAGGUUAUUGUUAAAAGUUACACAGCAGAUGAUCAAAGAACUCUUGAGAAAUUUACCAAGGAGGCUAAUAUCUAUGCAAGGCUAAGUGGAAAUAUGAGCUGCUUCCUCAAAUUUUAUGGAGCAUUCUUUGAUAUGGAGGGUCAAAUGCACAGAUAUAAUAUUGUAGUUGAACACUGCACAACAGAUUUGAGAAAGGAUAUUGCCAACCGAGCGUUAAAAGGGCUUCGCUACUCUCCUGAAGAAAUGACUAGUUAUACUAAAACUUUGAUUGAAGGCUUUACCUAUAUGUCAAGGCUUAGUAUAUUUCAUAGAGACAUUAAGCCUGAAAAUAUUCUUUUAUCAGGAAGGACCCCAAAAAUCAUUGACUUCGAUGCAUCAUAUACAUUAGAUGAAAAAUAUAGAGACUUGACUAGUGCCCGAGCUGACACUUUAAUAGGAACCAAAAAUUAUUUCUCGCCUGAAUUGCAGGCUGAAUUAGAUUCAAGAAGAGAAGGGCGGAGAAAUGAAGAAUUCUUAUAUGAUCCUUUAAAAUCUGAUGUUUUUUCUUUAGGAUUAACAUUACUUGAAAUGGCUUCUUUGCAGUACAUUGGAGGUCUCAGCGGUCAAAGAUAUGGAGAAAUCCUGGAAAUCAUAAGAAGUUUGAAAUACGAUGAUUGGUUUAAAGACAUUCUUGCCUCAAUGCUUCAGCAAAACCCUGCAAGCAGACCGAAGUUCUCUGGGCUGAUUCCAAUGAUUCCUGCAAAUUCAACAACUAUAUUUGUUUAA
Messenger RNA from Blepharisma stoltei, 1419 nucleotides. The record is from the annotation of a GenBank genome assembly. Lineage: Eukaryota; Ciliophora; Heterotrichea; Heterotrichida; Blepharismidae.